CAUUCUACAUACACUUCUUCACAAACCCUUCUCAACCUUUUUAUUUUAAAAAUAGUGCAAGCCUCAAAUUCAAAUUGGAUUACAACAUAGCCAAAAAAUAAUGGAGGCCAAUAUUUCCUAUGAUACAAAAACCUCUAAUAUUUACCAUGCUCUACAUACCCCCAUGCUGAAUAGUAGCAAAAAACCAUCAAAGGUUAUUAUUGUGACAUUUGCAUCCAUUGUAUUCCUAAUAUCAAUGGUUGCACUAAUUAUAAAUCAAAGCCAAAAUUCUUUUAAAAAAAUAGAAAUUAUUCAUGUUACUAACAUUUCCUCAAGUAUAAAAUUGCCUAGAGGAGUUGCUCAAGGAGUUUCAGCCAAGUCCAAUUCAUUUCAUUUCCAUAAAGUUUCAUAUAAUUGGACAAAUGCAAUGAUUUCUUGGCAAAGAACAGCUUUCCACUUUCAACCCCAAAAGAAUUGGAUGAAUGAUCCCGAUGGCUUUAUUUUGCUUGGCAGAUUAUCUACAAGCUUGCACCAAAAGAAUGUGCCUCCCUUCUGGUUAGUAUUGUAAUAGUUAAGAAAUUGAAUUACAUCUUGAUGUAAUAUGGAGAAUUUUGAAUUGGAAGUUGUUUG
Messenger RNA from Cicer arietinum (chickpea), 609 nucleotides. The record is from RefSeq and is a predicted model, not a curated record. NCBI's taxonomy places the organism in Eukaryota, Viridiplantae, Streptophyta, Magnoliopsida, Fabales, Fabaceae.